UGCAUAACGUUCUCUUUGUGAAACCUUGAACCAAUCCCUCGCUUAUUUUGGUUUUACAUCUAAAAUGUCUGCACAUUUAUCUUUAUUUUGUAUUUUCUUCUUUAUAACUAUGAUUUAAGUUUAAAUGUGCACAACGUGAGUGUAGAUGUGGAUGUCCAGAUAAAUUACCUGUAACUAUCUGUAUAUUAACAAUACAAUUUAUUAAAAAUAUCUCUCUCAUCAACAGUCAAAAUAGAAACAAUGUAUGUAGCAAAAAACGCUUUUCAGCACUAAAUAUAGUACGAGCAAAAGAGUGUUUAAUCGCCAUGGGCUGGCCAGACGGAUUGUAUUUCAUGAUUGUACGUUGAUCACGUCAAUCAUCCGCUUUUCUCCGCCCACCCGCGUCGAUAGACUUCCUGAAAACGCUUGUGCCUCCCCUACAGCUCAGGAAAGCUGGAGAACUCGCCAUGUAGGGGGAACAGAAAAAAACAGACACUAUCGCGGAAUUUACAUAUGUGGUGUCAUCCAAGAUUAAUGCCAGACAGGGCACCUAUAACAGUGGAUAAAGAGGAUAACUAUGACUUGAGACCCUGUUCCAGCACUCCACCUCUUUCUGUAUUCUGGGUUUUAUUUAUUUCCAUUUUUGAGGACUGUCCUGCAAGGAUUGAAUUCAGCUUUCAUUGAUAUCAAAUCCUGAAUUUUCUGGAAUUUAUUUAUUGAGUGAACUAGAAUACAUGAAAUCCCAGCACUACUACAAUCUCUGAUGCUGUUUUAGACCAAAACCAGUAGUUUUGACCAGUCAUCUGUAUCGCUUCCUCAACCUUGUUGUUUUUGGAUAGGAACUGUAUUUUUUGUUGUCCACCUAGAUAAGGUUUCAUUUGGUUCUUGUCAAACACUAUCCUCGGCCGGGCCAUUACCUCUGCUCUUUGUCCUUGUUUGUAAAUGAACAUUUUCGUAGCAUUUAUAGGGUUAUUAUAACCUUAGUGCGUGCUUAUUUUUAGUCAUCUGUAAGUUCUAUGACCUUAAAACAAUGCAUUGUUAAUUGAAAUUGUGCUUCCAAUUUUAUUUAAACAACUUGUAAGGAAGUAUCUUGUUCGUAACUUAAGAAAUGUCGAUUAAUUAUUAUUUAUGAAGACGCACACAGAUCCGUUUAAUCUUGACAAAAGACUUGUGCAUUUUCUCAUUUUGCCAGUGAAAUCAGUCACAUUUGAGAAAGCAAAUAAUCUGGCUUAUUUGUGCAUCUUUGUUUUUUGUUGAGAUACUAAACUGGAAAUCUCUUUUGUGUAUUAUGUUUUGAUCCGACAAUAGUUAUAGGAUUUAUGCACAAAAUGCACUGAUGGGAAAGAUUUAACACUAUCAGGGAUAGAAAAUCCUGCUGAACUUUCUUUUUGUUUUGAAGAGACGCCUGUUGAAGCACUUUCAUCAUUCAUAAAUUGUGUAACAUUAAGUUUAUGCCAAAAGCCCAUGGAUUGGGCUUAAAAAAGCUGACGCAUUUGAAAAUAUCUCAAGACGUCUAGUGCAUCCGUCCAGAAAGUCAUCUCACUACAACACAGAAAGACCUGUGCAUGAGGCACUCAAGCUGUAAAGUAAAGUAUCCAAAGAUACUUUUGAGGCCAGACAUUGAAAAUGCGCUCCCCAGGCCCUGAAAGCCUGUCCAUGACCGAAGAGGCCCUGUUGCAUGGACAGUUCAGCGGUUGGAGUAGCGGAGGGGGAAGUGGAAGUAACAGCAACAGCAGCCCCAACAGUCCUGGAGGCAUAUCUUUACCUUCCAGCCCUGCCUCCACCAACUAUGCCCUGACCCUCACACCAACUCACGUCCAUGUCCAGCGGUUGUCUCCACGUGCGGGGAAGCAGUCCAGGCUGCUCCUGCCACUGGCAGAGCUGACCGGAUGCAGCUGCCCACGAUUGCCGGCCCCUCCUUUGCUGGUGCUUUACUGGUACCCUCCGGGUAAACGUCGGAAGGGCGUCUCCAGACAUAGACAGGUGAGGGCGUACUUGGCAGAGAGCAGAGCCGAGGCAGAAAAAUGGAACGCUGCUAUACAGAGCCUGCUAAGGGGGAUGGAUGUCAGCUCCACUACAGAAUUUUGCAAAAGCAUGUUGCCCCGUCCCCGCCGACUGUUACUGUUGGUGAACCCAUUCAGUGGCCGGGGUCAGGCAAUGCAAUGGUGUCAAACACACAUACUUCCAAUGAUAAGAGAAGCCAACAUCAGCUACAACCUCAUACAGACAGAGCGUCAGAAUCAUGCACGUGAGCUAAUCAGAGAGAUCUCACUACAAGAAUGGGACGGAAUAAUCAUUGUAUCUGGAGACGGACUGUUGCACGAGGUGAUAAAUGGUCUUAUGGAAAGGCCAGAUUGGGAACAAGCAAUAAAAACUCCAGUGGGAAUUCUGCCUUGUGGCUCUGGAAAUGCACUUUCUGGUUCCAUAAACCACUACGCAGGAUAUGACAUGUGCCUUCGGGAGCCUCUCCUCCUCAACUGUUGUUUUCUGCUGUGCCGGGGUGGGGUUAAACCGAUGGACUUGGUGUCUGUUACAACCAGCCCAUGUGUUUCAUCAUCCACAUCCAAUCAGAAUGGGCACCCACCUGCACCCAAGAGGCUUUUCUCUUUCCUUUCUGUGGCCUGGGGUUUUGUGUCUGAUGUUGACAUAGAGAGUGAGCGCUACAGAGGGCUGGGCUCAGCACGGUUUACACUGGGAACACUGGUGAGAUUGGCUUCUCUGCGGUCCUAUAAGGGUCGUCUUUCCUAUUUGCCACCCGGUAUUGUCAACCCGUCCCACGAUGCCAUGCCUCAGCUGCCCCGAAGGCCGCUUUCACGCAGCAUUACUGAAGGAUUGGAGGGAUUUUGUCGCACGCCCAUCCACCGCACCUGCUCUGACAUGGGCCUGAGUGAACAAAGAAGUCUCCGUAAAGGAGAUGGAGAAAGAGAGCGGGAACGAGAACUGGAGAGACAGGAGAGAGAGAGGGAGAGGGAGAGGAGGAGAGAGAGGGCAAGAGGGGUUGGGGUAGUGAGAGCGAGCAGUCUCGCAGAAGACCGAGAGAGAGAGGUGGAAGCAGAAGAAAAGAUGGAAGAGACGUCAGAGACCAGCUCUGAAUCAACCGAAAGGGAAGAAUGUGACAACAUAGCCAGAAAUAAUGGGAAUGGAAAAGAAGAUAAUAAAUCAGUUGGGGAUGAUAUAGAUGGACAAGGAGUGAUGAAAGCAAGAGAUUUGAAUGACAGAGAUGAGGUAAAUGAGUGUGACGAGAGUUAUCAGACGACGCCACCUGACAUCCAAAACGCAUUACGUAAAAACUCGCUUCCCUCUAGUCAGAUUAUUAAUGCCUUCUUCAGCCAGCCAAUUGGUGCAGACACUGACCAAGACUUGGAGGUGGCAGCUUAUGGGAAGGAAGACGAAGACAUAAAUGGCACCUACUUUCAGAGAGAGGCCUUUCCUCUGGACAAGUCUCGCGAGCGAGCCCUCACCAUCUCCUCCUCUCCAUUCCGCCAGUCUCCUUUCAAAGCUUUUAAAGUUAAAACUAUGGACCAAAACCAGAACCCCUCACGACCACGGCCCCUCUCCCUUCUCCACCAAUCACAUUCAAACUCUCUCCCUCCAAAAUUUCCAUCCCUUUCUCUGUCCCUUUCGCCGACCCCUCCUUCGUCUCCAUCUUGCGCCUCUCCCCACUCUUCUUAUCUCGCACCGCAUCCCAACACUCCCGGCUCGUCUUCCCCUUCGCCUUCGUUUCAUUCACCGGCACCUUCCUUCAACUUUGACCUUGCAGAGCCCGCAGGACCCUUGAAGAAUCGUCAUCACGUGACAUCCAUCAACUUGCCAGAGGAUGAUUUGCUACCUCCUCUGGACCAGCCUCUCCCUACACGUGAUUGGGUCACUAUUGAGGGCGAUUUUGUCUUAGUGCUUGCCAUCUAUCAGUCCCACUUGGGAGCAGAUCUUCUCGCUGCACCUCAGGCUCGAUUUGAUGAUGGGUUGAUCCAUCUGACAUUUGUGCGGGCUGGUAUCUCCCGGGCAACGCUGCUUAGACUGUUUCUAGCAAUGGAGAGAGGAGCUCAUAUGUCUCUAAGCUCUCCCUACGUCAGUCAUGUUUCUGCUCGGGCAUUCCGCCUUCAACCGCUUUCACCACGAGGAACCCUCACUGUAGAUGGAGAGUUGGUGCCCUAUGGGCCACUGCAGGCACAGGUGCAUCCCUCCAUAGCCCGUUUGAUUGUUGGAGACUCUGGAAUAAAGAUUACAAGAUUCUGACCUGUUUGGAACUGAACGGGCACGGAUUAACGUGACGCUCUGGAUUAUAUAACAUUUUGCCAUCCGCAUAUUAGGGGAGAGAGAAACUGAAAGCUGGCAGUUGCAAUCACUGCUUUUACUGGGAUUAACUAAGGGAUUGCGUAUUCAAGCUGCAUAUGCAAGGAGUGAUUUUGAAUUUAACGAAGGGAUGAAAACUUGCGGCCUAUUGCAUGACUGUAGGAUUACACUUGGAUUACCCUCACUGUAGUCAGAGAGAGAAUGCAGCAAUGCCUACAUAAGAGGAAAUGACAGAACUGAAUGUGUCCAAAUGGUGUAUACAUUUUAGUACGCAUUUGUGCAUAGAUUCUCAAUAGUGCUCUUGCCUUAUUUCAGAGAGUGAAAAAAAUACACAAACACUAAAAGCAAAAGCUGUCUUAUAGGUUGUCGCACCCACAUUCAAAUAUGGCUCCAUCCAUUUUGCAUAAUAGGUACCCCUGGAAUGCCUUAUAUCAUCUCUGAAGUUUAAGUGUAACCCUCCUUAAUUUACAUAAUUGUUUAGUGUCACACUUAAUCUGAAAACUCAUUUAGCAAUUUAGUUCAUUCUACAUUGAGCUAAGUCUCCGUCCAGCUCUGGAAAUCGUUGUUUAAUGAGACUGAUCAGAAAUGUUCUCAGUUCUUGCAUUAAUUUUUGCAGGUAUAUUCAGGACACAAUCAGUGUGGAUUUAACGAAACCUUUAAACAUGGACUGUUAUGAUAUAUAUUGCAUUGCUAGACAGUGUAAAAAAAAAAGCAUGCAACAAUCAUGGUGAUGACGUUAAUUGAUAACUAGCUAUUUAACGAAUUCAGAAUGAAAGCUCGGAAAACUUUCAGUUCCACGUUAAUAUCGAAGAAUAUGCUAUAAUGUCUUCUAUGAGUUAAGACAAAUAUGCAUAGUGUUUGCUCACUUUUCGUCAGAGAAAUGAAGAAAGAACUGAGAGUUAGGGGUCAACUGCCAAUGCAUCUUUAAAUCCUUUUCCUGAAAGAUUCUUAGUGAUCAUUAACUUGAUAACAUUUUAGUCUAGUUCUCUCAAAAAAUUUUUUAACACUAAGUCAUUAGAGCAAGAGGAACUGUUGAAAGUCCAGGUGUGGAGCUGAUUGUGAUCGCAAAGGAGCCUUUCUAGUGCUUUUGAAUUUUACCUAAAUAUUUAUUGGAGAACUGCCCUAUUUGCAUUUAUUUUAUCCUUCUCAUUUUACAAAGGACCACAGUUUGACAAUUGCAACAUCUUUUUGCUCUCAUUUCUGAAUUUGAAAUGAUUGGUAAAUAAUAUUUAACUCCAAUGACUCGACUGGUAUUUCCGAAUGGCUGUUUAGUUCUUUCUUGUGCAAUAAUUUCAGCUUCUGUUGCUCACGGCUGUCCUCAGCUCUUAAGCAUCGGCUGAUGUGUAAAUCUAGUUGUUUUGUUUGAGUCUGGGCACUCAAAAUGAUUUUCAGCUGCAAUCAGAUGGCCAGUUAUUUGUUUUUGUUAUUCAUUCCCUAUAUUUCCUUCAUUUUGUUGUACCAUGCUUUAGAGUGAUCUAAUAAAUUCGGUAUCUAGCUGCUGUCCACCUUGAAAAUGGCAGUUUAAGAGGUCUCCUCAUUCUACAAUGCUUGUAUUAAGAUUGUAAUUAUUAUUAAAAGAAUAUUAUAUUAAACAUGUA
Pimephales promelas (fathead minnow) is the source of this 5870-nucleotide messenger RNA. RefSeq names its product sphingosine kinase 2 (gene sphk2). Gene Ontology annotation, cellular component: membrane; cytoplasm; intracellular membrane-bounded organelle. The record is from RefSeq and is a predicted model, not a curated record. Lineage: Eukaryota; Metazoa; Chordata; Actinopteri; Cypriniformes; Leuciscidae. Gene Ontology annotation, biological process: positive regulation of apoptotic process; phosphorylation; sphingosine biosynthetic process.